CACUGUUGGCUUCGUUGUAAUGUGAUAUUUCUUGUGGUUAGAAUUCAAUUAGAUCUCUUUAUUUAGCGAUGGCUGAGAAGUGUGGAUCAGAGAAAGCAUCAAGCACUUCACCGAACCUGAUAUGUCCAUUAUGUCUUGAUAUAUUUGUCGAGGCAACAAUCCUGACUUCAUGUGGACACACAUUUUGUAGGCGAUGCCUCAAGAAAUACGAUCUAACCCACCAGGACCUUGAUCACAUGGUCUGUCCUCUCUGCAGGGAGAUCACCAAGCUGUCUGCCAACCGUGUCGAUGAUCUCCGCCUCAAUGUCUCCAUCAACGGAUGCGUAGACGAUUACCACGCCAAGUGUGGAGGAAUGAAUGCUGUCCUUGAGAUGUGCCAGAAAUGCACCGCUUGCAAGUCUCUGAAAGACGCCGUGUCCUUCUGCUUAACAUGUAAUUGUUACAUGUGUGAUAAGUGUCUGUUUUCUCAUCAACAGCUUACCAUGUUCUUUGACGGUCAUGAGAUUGUCUCCAUGGAUGAAGUCAUCGAAGGAAAGGUCAGCAUUGGUCAUUUAUUCGAGAAGUGUUCCAUCCACAAACAAGAAAACAAGGAUAUGUUUUGUGAGGAUUGUAAGGUCCAUGUCUGUCACAAGUGCAUACUCGUUGAUCAUCAAAAUCACAAAAUCAAGAACCAGAUUAACUUUGAGCAGGAGUUGCGACAGAAGGUGACAGACCUUGCUCAGCGAUGUGCUGACAAGAAAGCAGAGCUGGAGAAGAACAUUCAGAACAUAGAAAUACAACGUCAUGAGGUACACACUGCAGUGCAGACACUACUAGAUGAUGUCAGGCAAGCCUACAGUAUCAAGGCCAAGGAACUGGAAGAAAAUCUUCGAAAUCUCACCGAGCAAAUACAUGCCUUAAAGCAUAGUUUUGAUGACGACCUCGACGUCGUGAAGUCAAAACAUCGACAGAGGAUCAAGGGUAUUUGUAGUUCAAUAACAUUGGUUGAUAAUGACAGACUGGGUCAUCUUGAGACAGACACUCUAUCUGCUCAUAUCUUGCUCUGUGAGGAGCUGGAUACCAUGCUGAAGGAGGUUACUGAUCACACUUCUGUGGAAGCUAUUAAGAAGAAAGCACAGGAGAAGAGGUUCAAACCAGCAGACAAUGCCCGUCUUGACCUCGGGAGUAUCUCAGAAUAUACUGAUCAUCCAUCUACGGCAGCCAUAAAGAAGAAAGCACAAGAGAAGAGGUUCAAACCAGCAGACGAUACUCGUCUUGACCUCGGGAGCAUCUCAGGAUCAGAUCCCAAGAUGGAUGUCAUUCAGUGUGUUGAUCUACGGGGAGGGAUGUAUGGUAUGGCACGGUACUCCAAUAGCACUGUCGCUAUCGGGUAUGGGGAUUAUGCACAAGGUAUUGAUAUCAUUGAUUCAAAUGGUGGUAAGCAGCAGUAUAGUAACACACCCUUAAGUGACAUGAAAUGUAGUGAUCUGGUCUUGCAACGGGACGGGUCGUUAUGCGUGUCGACUGGUAAAACAGAAGCCCACAUCUAUUCUCCCCUUGGCUCCAGGAAAGCAACAAUCCACGUGAGAAACAAUAGAUAUCUUCUCAGAGUUAACAGUAGUCCAUCAGAUGAAAUCAUCAUUACUAACUAUAGAAAACAAGUCUAUAUCUAUGACCCGACGGGAUCCACUCUUAAGCACACUGUUCAAACAAAGCACUAUACGAGGCAGGCAUCUACCACCAGGACGGGUUUGAUCGUCACGAGUUCAUGUUGGGGCGAUCCAAGCGUAGUGACGGUCUAUGACAGGGAUGGGAAUGCUGGUAAGUCUCUACAAGCUCCACAGGGUGUCUACACGUAUGCUGCCGUGGAUGAGCAGGACAGGGUGUAUAUAGCGAGUGUUGAUUGGAAGAAUGGGAAGGUGGUGAUCAGGCUCUAUGAUCUUGAUGGUUUGAACCUGAAGGAAAGAGUUGAGUUCAAUGCACUUGAUAUGACAUUGGGUUGGAAUUGGUGUUACUUGGUUUCCCUCUCCCCAGACAUGCUCGCCUUUGCUUCUUACAUGAAGUUAUAUUUCAUCAAGGUAUCACUGUAAUCCACGUUAUAUCACACCAUGUAGUAUGGAAACUGACGUGCUUUCACCCUGCUACAAAUCUACUUUAACAGGUUUCGAUAUUCAAUACUUCAUGUAUAUUACUUACGAUACGAAACCUUUUCCUAAUGACAAAGUCAGUUAAUGUGAUACAGAUACAAUAAAAUUUAAUUCGUAGAAAAAAAGAGUAUGUUUCGCAGCCAGAAGCUGGAUAAAAUAUGAAAAUUUUAGUAUUUAAUACGACAAUAUUCAAGUGAUACAAGUGAUAAAUAAAAUGAAGCAAUUAAUGAAGUGUAAAAAUUAUACGUUACUUUGCACCAAUUUUACGAGUUUUGAAUAUACCAUUUAGUCUGCAACAAACAGGCCUACCGUGCUUAUUAUUGUAAUUAUCAUUUACUAACUUAAAGAUAAAAAUAUAACUAAGUGUUUAUUGAAAAUAUAAUAAAGCAAUUAGCAAAUGUAAUUUCAAAUAAAUCAAGAUAAUUACUAUCAUACUUACUAAUGAAAAUAUUUACAGCGCAUUAGGGGAAUAAACGGAAAAUAAGCAGAAAGACUAUACUCUACACAGUAUUAGACCAUUUUGCUUUCACAUCAUGCGAAAGUUUCGUACCACCAUACUCAUGCCUAUUCGCUAUUGUAUAUUAUUCAGUUGAAUUAACUUUGGUGAUGGAAUGAUGACUUCUUUUGGACCUUCUAGACUGUAAAAACUGUGGUGUUAAAACUGACAUCAAUUGGUGAUAAUAGAGGACCACAUCCUGAGGUGUUAAAAUAACACCCUAGAGAUUGAACAUAACACCAAAGAGUGUAAAUGUAACAACCAUAUGUGUUUUAAUAACACCUAUAGGUGUAAAACUAACACCACCAAUUUAACACCGGUGUAAAAUAACUGGUGUGGUCCUCUAUGUACACCGGUUAACACCACAGUUUUUGCUGUGUACCAACAUACUCAUGCGUAUUCGCUAUUUGUAUAUUAUUCAGUUGAAUUAACGUUGGUGAUGGAAUGAUAAGAUGACUUCUUUUGGACCUUGUAGACUGUAAAAACUGUGGUGUUAAAACUGACAUCGAUUGGUGUUAAUAGAGGACCACACCCUAAGGUGUUAAAAUAACACCCUAGAGAUUGAACAUAACACCAAAGAGUGUAAAUGUAACAACCAUAGGUGUUGUAAUAGCACCUAUAGGUGUAAAACUAACACCACCAAUUUAACACCGGUGUAAAAUAACUGGUGUGGUCCUCUAUGUAUACUGGUUAACACCACAUAUUUUGCUGUCUAGACGUUUCUUGCAUUUUGUUUUUGAUAAAUAUGUGAUCUUCUCCAAGAGGGAAAGAUAUACCAACCGCUGAUAACCAGUUAUUAAAAAACCCAAAUAUUUGCUGGUAAAAAAAAUCUCUUUUUGUUUAAGAGUAGUCUUGAAAAUAUACCGUUUUGAUUUUCUUUGUUUUAGAAUGUUUACGAGACAUGUGUAGAAUAUUUCUUAUUCUUCUUUUGUCAUAAAUCCCUUUGAAAGGGAAUGGAAGCAUUGUAAUGGUAAUUACAGGUGGAGAUGUGAAUAUAUAAUUUAUAUUCAUUUUUCAAUAUAUGCGUGUAUAAAUAUAAACUUGAUCUCAAUUAUUAUUUACAUAAUAGUGCAUAUAGAAAUGUAUUUUCUACGGUGUAUAGUAUAAUUACAAAUCUUGAAUUAUCGUUAUAUUAAGGUGUAGAGGCUUUCUAAGAAUUAUUUAGAGAAAAUUCAUACAGAUAGAUUUCACUAUCUUUGAUUUCAGAUUAAGUAAACGAUUGCUAUACUCAGUUUUUAUUGCCCGGUGUUCUCUCUCUAAAUUCAAGCAUGUAACAACGAUCACUUCAGAUCCCAGAAUUUGACACCCAUCAAAACUGCUAAAUUCUUGCAGUUUUAAAAGAAUAUUUAUGCAAUCCUUAUCCCGAAUUUGCACCUAACAAAUUGGUGUUAAAAACCCAAAACUAAUCCACCGCUUAUUUCGAAAUUAAAAAUGGAAGUUUAAUCAAGUAAAAAUAGAUAAUUGUAUAUCUGGAAAAUAAAAAUAACAACUAGCUUUUUUAGUACAAGCCCCAAACGACGAAAUUCUGCGAUUGCGAUUUUAGGAUCAUGAAAACAGCCUUAAAUGAACGUUCUGAAUAGAACCUUUUUACGCAAUAAUUCUAGAGACCAAGGUAUCACCUUUAACGUAUUAAGGGCGCCAACUCCAGGUCGAUCUGUGGUUAUUUUUUUAAUAACAUUUCAUUUUAAUGUAUAAAUGAUUUUUUUUCUUGUGUAAAUAUCACGAUUUAUAUUAUUUUACAAAUGCAUGCCAUUGAAUUACUGCCCUCUCAGAGGUUAGUCUAUGAGAUUCUUUUGUUUAUAAAAUGUAAUAGUUAUGACUAAUGUUUUAAACGACUCUGUUUAUCCCUUGGGAAAGAGUAUUUUGAUUUGAAUUGAUUACAACAUUUAUAGUUUUAUAAUUUCGGUAUAAGGUUUUUUUAUCAUUUUGUAACAUAUGUUUCGUGACGCCAUGAAUGCAUCACUAUUAGUGACUAUGCGUAGCUAUUAGAUGAAUUUAUUUUGAAUGUAUAAUCAGUGACAUCUGGGUCCCGUAGCACAAAUUUGAAAGAACAAUUCUGAUUGGUUCCUAUUCAGUCUAGUGAAGAAAAUACGCAUGCAACGACGAUCUUGAUAGGCUAUUUCAUUUAGCGAGUAAUCUGUUAUCGCUAACCUUUGUGUUAUCUCGCCUAGUUAGUUUAACAUGAAAAAAGAGCAAAUGGGCUUCGUGUUUUGAAAUGCACUUCUGGGGCCUGUUACACGAACCUUAACAAGCAUUUUAGAUGAAUAUCUCUACGAUUGAUUGAAUUGACUACAAUGUACAAUUAAUCAUGAAUACCAAGCCUGCGAUCAAUCGCUAACCUUUGUGUUACAGGACCAUUGUAGACUUAUAUACUGUAUAAAUGGGAAUGGUAUAUGUAUCGAUUAUUAUCAACUAUAUAAUAUAAUGAUAUAGAAAAUAUCUUAUCUCUUGAUAUGCUGAAUGUGGAAUCUUGUUUUAUACUUAAAUCAAGAAUCACCAUUACAGAUGAAGGGGGCCUCAAGCUGCAAAUCAUAUUACAUUAUACAAAGGCUACAUUUUGAUAUUCGAUUGUUUUAUUCUCUUAGGCCAAUAUAUAUUAGAGUGCAUUUAGCAAAGCAAAAGAGAAAACAAAUAGAAACAAAACAGAUAUCCGAUUAUUUUAUGAGAUAUAGAUAGAAAACGAGGGAAAAUUAUUCCGAGAGGACAAUCUAGAGUUUGCUAUCUAAAAAAGACCAAUGUAUAUUUGAUUAGAAUUGAAGUAUAUCGAGCACAUAGCUAUUAUUCCUUUAUAAAUUGAAUCUAUGGAUUUAUCUUUUCAUUAAAUUGUAAAUAAUAAUAAAAUUGAAUCGAAUCUGCUAAAACUUUGAACAUGUUGAAUACUAACUACAUAGAGCGCUUGCAAAAGGAUGAGAGGCGGGGGGAGUGGAACUUCAAAGUUAGUGAAUCCUACCAAAAAUGAACAUAAUAUGUAUUUAAAAUGUUCAAGUUUUGCCAUGUAAUAAUGAAU
Molecule: messenger RNA, 5629 nt
Organism: Lytechinus pictus (painted urchin)
Lineage: Eukaryota; Metazoa; Echinodermata; Echinoidea; Temnopleuroida; Toxopneustidae
Product: E3 ubiquitin-protein ligase TRIM71-like
Exons: 2
Coding region: 69-2069 (666 amino acids)
Biological process (GO): protein monoubiquitination
Molecular function (GO): ubiquitin protein ligase activity; zinc ion binding
Source: RefSeq, a predicted model, not a curated record